Molecule: messenger RNA, 2511 nt
Organism: Amborella trichopoda
Lineage: Eukaryota; Viridiplantae; Streptophyta; Magnoliopsida; Amborellales; Amborellaceae
Product: putative L-type lectin-domain containing receptor kinase S.5
Biological process (GO): protein phosphorylation
Molecular function (GO): protein kinase activity; ATP binding; carbohydrate binding
Source: RefSeq, a predicted model, not a curated record
GAAAGAAACACCUAAACGCAUUGAAAAAGGAGCUCAGCUCCCCCAUAUACAUACAUAUUCUUCCGCCUCCCCUCUUCCCCUCCCCACCCCCAUAAACACACACAGAAGAAAAGUGGAUGCCAUGGCUUCUGCGGAGAAGCUCAUCCUCUUCUCUCUCUUCCUUGUCACCCAUGUAUAUCUCUCUCAUGCUUACCCCCUCAUCACAAUGAGUUACCCAAACUUCAACGAAGCCAAUCGUGGCGAUUUCCAAUUUGAAAACAAUGCAACCAUUAAUAAUGGAGCUCUCCAAGUCACUCCAGAUACAGUCAAUUCAGAUUACUCCUUAACCCACAAAUCAGCUCGUGUGGUAUUGAAGUCACGAUUCAGACUUUGGGAUCAAAGCUCGACAGGUGAAAAAACCAUGGCUUCCUUUAACUCUACCUUUGUUUUCAACACAUAUAGACAGCCAAACGUAACCGUGGGUGAAGGCCUGGCUUUUGCUAUUUUGCCUGAUUUUACAGUUCCUGAAAAUAGCUCAGGCCAAUGGCUUGGCCUCACGAACUCAUCCAUCGAUGGGAAUGCAUCCAACCAUUUUUUCGCUAUUGAAUUUGACACAGUUAAAGAUAGCUUCGAUCCGGAUGAUAACCAUGUUGGGUUGGAUCUAAACUCUGUUAUUUCAAACAAAACUUUCUCUCUUUCUAAGAUGGCUCUUAACCUCACUCCACCAGAUGGUAUAAAUUAUCGAGCGUGGGUGGAGUACAAUGCCUCUUCUAUGCUCUUGAAUGUGUUUAUAGAGAGAGAAAAGGAGACCCAAAAGCCUGAUAAUCCGAUCCUAUCAGAAAUAGUUGAUCUAUCCAAUUAUGUUGAAAAGGUUUCUCAUUUCGGAUUCUCGGCAUCAACUGGUGAUGGAGCUCAACUGAAUUGUGUGGUGAAAUGGGAUCUCUCAGUUGAGAAAUUGCCUGAAGAUGAUCAGUAUCCAUGGCUUAGACUUGUUUUAGCAAUUGGAGUACCCAUUUUUGCAGUUAUAUCAGUUGUGGGUAUCACAGUUGGGGUAUUCGUGUAUCGCCGAAGAAACAAAGAAUAUAGAAACCUCCAUGAAAACCUUAGAAGCCUUCCUGGAACACCUCGAGAGUUUAGAUUUUCUGAUUUGAAGAGGGCCACUGAUAAUUUCAGUGAAAAAAUGAAGUUGGGUCAAGGUGGGUUUGGUACUGUGUAUAAGGGGACACUGAAGAAAGAGAAUAUGGUGGUGGCUGUGAAGAAGUUUUCAAGGGAGGCCAUACAAGGGAGGGAUGACUUCUUGGCAGAGCUUAGUGUGAUCAACAGGUUAAGACACAGGAACCUGGUGAGGCUACUAGGAUGGUGUUACAAGCAAGGAGAGCUGCUCCUAGUUUAUGCUUACAUGCCUAACGGAAGCCUGGACAAACACCUCUUCGAUGGUGAGAGCUGCCUUGAGUGGGAAAGACGCUACAGCAUCCUCGCGGGCGUGGCAUCGGCCCUACACUACCUCCACAAUGAGUACGACCAGAAGGUCGUCCAUCGUGAUCUGAAAGCGAGCAACAUCAUGCUCGAUUCCGACUACAAUGCCCGAUUAGGGGACUUCGGCUUGGCUCGAGUCCUAGAUCAGGAGAAAACCUCUUAUGCUGAGUUGAAUGGAGUCCCCGGAACAUUGGGCUAUAUCGCACCUGAGUGCUUUCACACUGGGAAGGCCACUCGUGAGUCUGAUGUCUUCGGAUUUGGGGCCGUUGUCCUAGAGGUGGUGUGUGGCCGUCGCCCCAAUUCUGCGAAUAAGGGCUUUCUGGUGGACCUUGUUUGGGCUUUGUAUAGAGAAGGCCGGAUUCUAGAAGCCAUCGAUCCACAAUUAGAGGGACAAUACAAUGAGGAUGAUGCACAAAGGUUGCUGCUGUUGGGGCUCGCAUGCUCGCACCCGUCGCCAAUUGAAAGGCCAAAGACUGAGAACAUUGUUCAAAUCAUGGCUCGAACGGUGGCUCCGCCGUAUGUGCCACCAUUUAGGCCCCCCUUUGUUUGGCACAUGGGGUCUAGCAACGAUUGCAGCUCGGUGGACACCACUAAGACACAAGGGACUUAUUCAGGCUGGAGCCCUGUCUAUCUUAGCCAAGAUAGCUAUGGCUCACAAAAUGACUCCGUGGUUUAGAUCCGAAUGGAUUAGGCCUAGGGGCGAGCCCACCCCAAAUGGGAGGAUCCCUUGAUUCAAAACUAGCCCUAUGGCCCUCCUUCAAAGGAGGUGGGCUCACUCUGUGUGUGUGGUUAUUUUUUCUCCAAUGUCUUUGUUCAUAGUAGAAUUGCUUAGGUAAUUUUUGAAGAUGGUCAAAUUUUAGUGCGUGAAAAUGGAGGGACAUGGGAGAUUGCCCAUGCAAUCAAAUAGAUGGCCAGCUAGGAUGGCCUUCUCCAUCCCCUUUUGAGUCGUAAAGUGAACUCUAUCUCUAUUCUUUUUCUUUCUGUAUUUGAGCACUCUCUCUCGCUUUAUUCAUGUACAUGAAACAUUAUGAUUCAAGAUUCCCCUUGUUAUUUGCU